Python bivittatus (Burmese python) is the source of this 889-nucleotide messenger RNA. Lineage: Eukaryota; Metazoa; Chordata; Lepidosauria; Squamata; Pythonidae. The record is from RefSeq and is a predicted model, not a curated record.
UCUGAAUCGGUCUUUGCUUGCCCUGCCUCGCGCCUCCAGGUCCGCUGCACGCUGACUGGCCACGAGCUGCCUUGCCGGUUGCCCGAGCUCCAAGCCUUUACGGCUGGGAAGAAGUACCUGCGGCUGAGCAAGGUCCCGGGCGUCUUGGACUACAGCGAGUACGAACCGCACAUUGUGCCAAGUACCAAAAAUCCCAAUCAGCUCUUCUGCAAACUUACCCUGCGCCAUCUCAACAAGAUCCCGGAGCACGUUCUCCGUCACGUCCAAGGCCGGCGCUAUCAGAAGGCGCUCCGACGAUUUGAAGAAUGCCAGAAGGAAGGGCUGGAGUACGUUCCGGCGUGCCUCUUGCAGAAGCGGCGAAAGCUGCGGCAAGAAACAGACAACAGCCUUUGGGAAGGGAAGGGGAAGCCUAGGCAGAGAGGGGCAUUUUGGGAGCCUCCCCCCAGCGAUGAAGGUGCCAGUGACACAGAGGAUAGCCUGAGCGACCUGUACCCAGCUAAACUCUUCCCAGAAAAAAGUGCCACCAGCAAGGAGACCCCCAGUGACUUUAUGAGCGACAGCGAUGAAGAGGUUGCGAAGCCAGUUGUGGAAAAUGGUAGCUUGGCCGAAGCGAUGGAAGUCGAUUUGCAGGCAGGCACGAAAAGGAGAAAGAAGCAAGCGGGCCCUCGCAAGAAGAAAUUCAAAAGGUGGAACAGAAAAUCUAAAAAGCUUUGGAAAAACAGUUAACAGGAAUCAAGUCUUUCUCUUGGGUCAAGCUCCAAUUUGUUUAAUGUGGCAAGACUACCAUUGGAACUCAGCGUUGCAUUCUCUUUAAGCGUGGUCCUUACUUUCUUUGGAAAAACUCUAUAUGUGUAGUUGUAUUUCAUUUAUAUAAAGUUGUUCAACUCUA